GAAGACAGACUUUGACCUCAGCGUGCUAAAAUUCUGAUGGACUCAACCUUCGACUGAGCACCGGUUCAUCUUCUGAAGCGAUUCCAGGUUCUCGGAGUUGGAGCAUGAACACCUUUGUGACUCUCUCGACAGGGCAGAGGAUGCCCGUGAUUGGACUCGGCACAUGGAAGAGUACCCUGGGACAGGUGAAGCAGGCGGUGAUUACAGCUUUAGAGUGUGGAUACAGGCACGUUGAUUGUGCUGCUGCUUAUGGAAAUGAACAGGAGGUUGGAGAGGCUCUGGCUCUCUGGGUGGGUCCAGGAAAGGCUCUGCAGCGUGAAGAAGUGUUUGUGACUUCCAAACUGUGGAACACCAAACACGACCCCCAGGAUGCUGAAGAGGCAUGCAGGACCAGUUUAGCACAUCUGGGUCUCUCCUACCUGGACCUUUACCUCAUGCACUGGCCCAUGGCAUUUCAGAGGGGGAAGGAACUGAUGCCUCGAAAUGAAGAUGGAAGCAUUUGUUACUCUGACACACACUACAGGGAUACUUGGACUGCCAUGGAGAGCCUCGUAGAUAAAGGGCUAGUCAAGGCUAUAGGUCUGUCCAACUUCAAUGCCAGGCAGACUGAUGACAUCAUAAGCAUGGCCAGACACAAACCUGUAGUAAACCAGGUUGAGUGCCAUCCUUAUUUGUCUCAAGCAGAUCUCCUCUCACACUGUCGCUCAGUGGGAGUUUGUGUGACAGCUUACAGUCCUCUGGGCAGUGGAGACAGACCCUGGGCUUCCGCUAAUGAACAAAGUUUGCUAGCGGAUCCUCGACUGGGAGCCAUAGCCCAGAGAUACGAGAAAACACCAGCCCAGGUUAUAAUCCGGUGGCACAUUCAGAGGGGUGUUGUGUGUAUUCCCAAAAGUGUGACACCUUCCAGAAUCCAGCAGAACUUGAACGUGUUUGACUUUUCCUUGUCAGAAGAGGACAUGAAAGUCAUUGAAUCCUUCAACCACAACAAGCGUUUCAUCGUUCCAACAGUCGAGAGAGACGGCAAAAGAGUGUGGAGAGAUGCUGAACAUCCUCAUUUCCCCUUCCAUGAUGCUUACUGAGUCUCCAGCAAACUCGAUGUAUACUUUUUAAGAAUAGUUGUCACGCACAAUCAAAACUGUAAUUAGUAAAUAAUUUCAUAGUAAUUAAUAGGUUUUGAACAAUUUUCACACUUUCCCCCUCAUUACAUUCUCAGUAUGGGGGAAGUUUAAAAAAAAUAAAAUAAAAUAAAUAAAUAAAUAAAAAUCCAAGCAGCAGUGUUUCUCUAACAGCUACAGUGACACUGUGUGGACAGAAACGAAACAGUAUCUUAGCCCAGUGACAGCACUACUGAUCACAUUUUUAUGCAUUUACUCUGCUGGCAGCAGAGAAGACAGAACACAUCAACUAGAAACUGCCCUGUAAAGAGUUUUAGUGUCUGGUAGAAGAAGGGGGGGGGGGGGAACAAACAAAAAGCACAACUUUGUUACAUGACAUCUUUCUGCAAGAUUUCUCUGUCAAGCAAGCAAAUAAAUGGCAAAUAAUACCAUGUACCAUAAAUGCAGAUGAUUUAACCUCACUCUGAUGAAUCACGUAUUUGUUUAACUUAAUUUUGUAAUACCUAAUAUAAAAGCAAUAAAAAAAGCUUAAUAGAAACUGACAACAGUUCUGUUUCGUGAGAUUUUAUUUUCCAACAACAUAACCUUGACAAAUUUGUAAUACAUUAUAUGCUACUGUUUAUUUAAAAAAACAAAACAAAAAAAAGAAGUCAUUAGCAAUAUGUUUGUGUUUUUUUUCUCUUUUCUUUCUAGCAUAGAAUUCCAUCACUAUAGCCAUUCAUGUUGGUUGUGAUAUACUGAGAAUGAGGCCACUCAAACAUCAUCCCCCACCCCAGGAAAAAGAAAUCCGCAGUCAGUUUUUCACCUUCCAAUUCCAACAUCCCCUUACCCCACCCACAUCAAAGCCAGGGCAAACCAAGCAGCUACAUGCUUUCUCCAAUGGGAAAAAAAAAAAAAAAAAAAAAAAAA
This is a messenger RNA of Oreochromis aureus, 2024 nucleotides long. It is a transcript of the gene akr1a1a, whose product is annotated as aldo-keto reductase family 1, member A1a (aldehyde reductase). NCBI's taxonomy places the organism in Eukaryota, Metazoa, Chordata, Actinopteri, Cichliformes, Cichlidae. The record is from RefSeq and is a predicted model, not a curated record. Gene Ontology annotation, biological process: aldehyde catabolic process. Gene Ontology annotation, molecular function: aldose reductase (NADPH) activity. Bases 105 to 1079 code for a protein of 324 amino acids. The transcript has 9 exons. Gene Ontology annotation, cellular component: cytosol.